Molecule: messenger RNA, 642 nt
Organism: Camelina sativa (false flax)
Lineage: Eukaryota; Viridiplantae; Streptophyta; Magnoliopsida; Brassicales; Brassicaceae
Source: RefSeq, a predicted model, not a curated record
AUGACUAGAGUGAGAUGGAUGUUCAAUAGAUUCAAAGGACUCUGCACAUUUCUUGUGUGCGAAAAAAUCACAGCUUUUGCAGUAGUAGCCAUCACUGACAAAUUCGAAGCGUUCACAACAAUCACCUCUCCGCAAAUCAUUCCAAGUCACCAUACGGGAACCAAGAAAAAACUCGUGGCGCGGCUUGCGCCGAAUAUAGAAAUAGCUUCUAUGGAUUUCACAGUGCGUAAUAUUACAAAAACUCGUCUCAGUGCAAAUUGGGAUUUAUUGAUAAGGGUCCCUAGUAACCUUACUGACGACUAUAUAUGUCCUCAAGGAAAAAUUCAAACUUCAUUGUUUUACAAGAAUAUUGCUCUUGUUACCUCGUCCGCACAAAGGUACAAUCUCGAAUAUGGCGCAGCUCAACAAAUUAGGGUAUCAGUAGAAGAGGAUAUCGGGGGUUUAGUUGGCAUAAACGUUAUCAAAGAUAUCAAAGACAAGAAGGAAGUGAAGUUUGGAUCGCACUUGUUUAUUACGGAUUAUAGAUUAAGGACGACAGGAGUUAUGAGUUAUGCGUGCGAUGAAACCAUGUUGAGGUUCGAGUUGGGUUCUGAGACCACGGCCACUAAGUUUGGGAACAACCCUACCUGCUUUAAUUUUUGA